UUAAAAGAUAAUUUAGAUGCUACCUCAGGAUAGAAUAAGCCCUGGUCAGGAUAAAUUAGCCCAAGAGAUUUCCUCAGACUUGAAAGAACAGUUUGAUAGCAUUGAGAAUUGCCCUAAACAAGCACAAGCAGAGCUUGAUUCAUCAAAAGUGCAACGAGAUGAUUCUAGCAAGAAUAAAAUGGCAGGGAUAUUCUUUGGUUUAGGGAUGAACGUAGUUUGGUCAAUAUGCCCUCUAACACUUGGGUUUACCUACAAAUACACAAAUAUCAAAGCCUAUGAGGUAAUAUAUUGGAAGUCUAUUUUUAUGAACAUUGCCAACCUCUUGUUAUGAAGAUAUCACUAUUUGAUUCUCCCAACUAAGAAGGAGAACAGAAAACCUGUAAGUGUACUUGAGAUCCCGGAAGACUGAAGAAAUAUUUUUGCUAUAAAUUAUCCAACAUGAGGCUCAUACUUUAAUGAUUUUCCAGUGAGCUCCUUUGAAAGCAAUGGAGAGAUCCUCUCUAGGUAGAUUAUGCUUAGUAUAAAUGUGUAAUAAAAUUAUUAUCCUAGUUAUUUCUUUGAGUAGAUUGCUAGAGAUUUCCUAUCUCCUGAGAUAUUUCUCAACAAUGCAUGUACAAUUAUCUGAUAGAUUCAGUCUGGUUAGCAAUAAAGGUCACUAAAUUAGUCCCAGAGGUUUACUUCUUGGUUAAAAUUUUAGGUGCAGAUUUUCAAAUAUCUGCUAUUAGGUUCCUUACAGUUUCAAAAUCUAGUUGUGCUCCGUUCGAUCUUUGGUUCUCUUGCAAUGUGAGCUUACUUUGCUGGCUCUAUGUAUAUCCCGAUUUCAAAGGCAGUUGUGCUCUACUACACAGGGCCAUUGUACGUCCCCUUUCUGUCAUACAC
Molecule: messenger RNA, 879 nt
Organism: Moneuplotes crassus
Lineage: Eukaryota; Ciliophora; Spirotrichea; Euplotida; Euplotidae
Source: the annotation of a GenBank genome assembly